This is a messenger RNA of Ostrinia furnacalis (Asian corn borer), 568 nucleotides long. RefSeq lists its product as uncharacterized. The coding region runs from base 133 to 546 and encodes 137 amino acids. The record is from RefSeq and is a predicted model, not a curated record. The transcript is spliced from 6 exons. NCBI's taxonomy places the organism in Eukaryota, Metazoa, Arthropoda, Insecta, Lepidoptera, Crambidae.
CUCAACGUGAAUUUUAAUAUUUUUGUUACAAUGAAUUGAGAAUAACAGGUUCUCAGUCACUAAAGAAAGCAAAUAAGGCUUUCGGAGAUGUUUUUCAUAAUGUGAUUGCUGUUCUGGUGAUGUGGCUAAAAUAUGCCACCAAACUAUAGUGGUCACAGUGCUUGUCCCGUUUUAUGUCUAACAAAAGUUUGUUUGUUUAUAGUCACUACUUUCUUUGUAUUGUAUCUUCCACUUGGUGAUCCUCAAAUAAUAUGUGACGCAAAAAAUGUCCCAGCAAACAAAAAGGGCCUUAUCUGUUUGUGUGAUUUCUACGAUUUCAUGGUCAGAUUUGCAGAUAAAACAUUUGUGAUAAUUGAUAAGAUGAUUUGUAAAACCAUAGAUGGACUGUACGAUGCUAAAAUAAAGUUCUACAUGGCACUGUCGACCUACGACCGAGACGAUUAUUGCAGAGCUGGCUGCUGUUCUGACAAGGAUGACACUGAUUGUGUGAGGGAAAAGAAAUCCAUGUGUAAAUGUCGCAACAAAUGCUGUCGGAGAAGAGUGUGAUUUGGCGGAUAAAAUGCUUGUA